Dermatophagoides pteronyssinus (European house dust mite) is the source of this 1307-nucleotide messenger RNA. It is a transcript of the gene Sil1, whose product is annotated as Sil1 nucleotide exchange factor. The record is from RefSeq and is a predicted model, not a curated record. Lineage: Eukaryota; Metazoa; Arthropoda; Arachnida; Sarcoptiformes; Pyroglyphidae. Gene Ontology annotation, cellular component: endoplasmic reticulum. Gene Ontology annotation, molecular function: adenyl-nucleotide exchange factor activity.
AUGAAUUCGUUAAUCAUCAGAUUAUUGUUUGUUUGGUUGUUUUUCAUUUCAUUUCAUUAUCAUUCGAUUCUUGGUUCGAACAAUCAACAACAAUUAUCAAUCAAAUUUGAUGAUGAAAAUCAUCAACCAAUAUCGAUCGACGAUGAAAAUGAUGAUGAUGACGGUUAUGGUAAACAACAACCAAUCAGAUUAUUUCAGGCAACAAACGAAUGGCAACAAGUUCAAAAUGAUGAAAUUCUACCAAAAGGUUUACAUGUUCGUAUCAAUCUGGAAACCGGUCGUAAAGAAGCAAAACUUUUGAAUGAAGAUAAUGAUGACGGCGGUGAAAUGGAUGUAAAUUCAAAGAUUACCACUAAAUAUCAGAAAAUAUUGACAAAAUCUUCGAAAGAAAAGAUUGCAUUGAUGACCGAGGAUGAAGAUCGAUUCUUGAGAGAUAUUGAUAAGAAUAGAAAUGGUAACAUUGAAAAAAAAAUUCAUAGAAAUAUCGACCACAAUUCAGAAUCGGAAAAAGAAAUUCUACAUUCAUUAUUAAAACGAUAUAAUUUAACUGAAAAUUUGGAUGAAAAAAUUUCCCUAUUAAUCGAUAUUGAAUAUUUUGUACAUCAAAUUGAUUUGGGUAAAUUUUUUUACGAUUCGAAUGGUUUCAACAUUAUGAUGAAAGAUUUAUUAAAUGAUGAAAGUUUCAAUCAACUUAAGAUUGAAAUUCUUUCUGUUUUUGGAUCAGCUAUUCAAGGUAAUAUGUAUGUAAAAUUAGGAUUAUCGGGCCAAAAUUUUCUUUCAAAUAUCGUCACUAUUUUGUUGGAAAAUAAUAAUGCUGUUGUUGAUGUUUUGAGAAAAUGUUUUUUCGUUCUAUCAACAUAUCUACGUAAUAAUCCAUUCGAACAGAAUAGAUUUUUUCAUUCGUAUGAUGGUAAACAAAUAUUACGAAGAUUGUUUUAUCUGGACGAAAGAAUAGCCGUCAAAAUUAUUACAUUUCUUGAUGAUAUUAGCAAUGAAGAAAUGAAUAACAAUAAUUUAGAAUCGAAAAAUAAUUUUUUCGAUUCAAAAUUCUGUCAAGAUAUUAUUGAACUUUUUAUCAACAGCAAUGAUAAUCUUGAAAAAUCGGAUCGUAUAUUACUUUUGGAAUCGAUGAUAAAUUUAUUGGAAAAAUGUCGAAAUGAAUUCCGUUCCAAUGAUUAUCCGAAUAAAAUUGAAAAUAUUUUGAAAAAAUUUUCCGAAAACAAUGAAUUUAUUCAGGAAAUGAUGGAAAAUUUUUUGAAAUCUUUAUCAUCAUCAAAAGAUGAAUUGUGAUUUUGUGUAAAUAAAUA